CGGACCUAGAGUGUUCGUUCUAUUCACCGGACCGGUGUGGUCAGCGUGUAUCUUUGCGAUUUAAUCAACGUGACGUUGGCAAGAAUCAGUGCGUCCAAGGAAGACAGGAUCAGAAUGUGGCGUGAUCCUCCAGGAGGGGGGUGUAAUAUACCCCACUAUCUAACUACGAUGUUGCUGUUGGCUCUUUUGGCAUUGACGAACGUGGCUUGCGCUGAGGAUGAAUCCAUGGGACCGGUAUUUCUCAAGGAACCACCAAACCGAAUUGACUUCUCGAACGGAACCGGAGCUGUCGUCGAAUGCCAGGCCAGAGGAAACCCCCAACCGGAUAUCAUUUGGGUUCGUGCUGACGGAAGCGCUGUAGGAGAUGUUCCCGGACUCAGACAGGUUUUACCGAAUGGAAACUUGGUCUUCCCUCCUUUCCGCGCCGAGGAUUAUCGUCAAGAGGUUCAUGCUCAGGUAUACAGCUGUCUGGCGCGUUCCCCAGCAGGUUCAGUUCACAGCCGAGAUGUUAACGUGAGAGCCGUCGUGACUCAGUACUACGAAGCGGAGGUCGUGUCCGAAUACGUGAUACGCGGAAACGCAGCCAUCUUGAAGUGCACCAUACCCAGCUUCGUCGCGGAAUUCGUGUCGGUCGACUCCUGGGUGGGAAGCGACGGUUCGACCUUCAAGCCGACCAACGACUACGAUGGAAAAUACCUGGUACUGCCUUCCGGAGAGCUUCACAUUCGCGAUGUUGGACCCGAAGACGGAUACAAGACCUACCAAUGCCGCACCAAGCAUAGACUCACCGGAGAAACAAGACUGUCUGCCACCAAGGGACGCCUCGUCAUUACCGAACCGGUAUCGAGCUCGAAACCCAAAUUAACCGCCCUGGACGUGAAAUCGACGAACCCCAGCGCGAUGCUGGGCUCUAUCACCACCCUACUCUGUCCCGUUCAAGGAUUCCCCGUGCCAGCAUUCAGGUAA
Messenger RNA from Eufriesea mexicana, 966 nucleotides. Its product is annotated as Down syndrome cell adhesion molecule-like protein Dscam2. Gene Ontology annotation, cellular component: axon; plasma membrane. Gene Ontology annotation, biological process: brain development; axon guidance; cell-cell adhesion. NCBI's taxonomy places the organism in Eukaryota, Metazoa, Arthropoda, Insecta, Hymenoptera, Apidae. The transcript has 7 exons. The record is from RefSeq and is a predicted model, not a curated record. The coding region runs from base 115 to 966 and encodes 283 amino acids. Gene Ontology annotation, molecular function: cell-cell adhesion mediator activity.